Durusdinium trenchii is the source of this 1026-nucleotide messenger RNA. NCBI's taxonomy places the organism in Eukaryota, Dinophyceae, Suessiales, Symbiodiniaceae. The record is from the annotation of a GenBank genome assembly.
AUGAGCGUCAAACAUAAACUCAUCCUUCGUCGGAUCACCGAUGAUAGAUUAGCUCAUCGAGCCCAAAUGCUUGAAUACAGCCGACACCUGAGCCGACAGUAUGCUGACCGGUCCUGCUACUGGCAGGCCAGAUCACUGAGCAAGUUGACCAGCGGCGGCGCCGAUUUCCUCAGCGUUUGCUGCAUCCUCGACGGAAUGGACAAGGCCAAAUUCAAGUGGCCAAGGUCGUUGGCAGUCAGCAGCAAGGAGCUCCAGUCGCUGAUGCGUCCGAACCUGGACGCGCAUGGAGUAAUAGUCCUCUCGAUGAUAUUGAGUGAUGUCUUCGUACGGAAAGACAGCAGCUGGUGCUCGGACCUGCUAAUGCACCACCUCAACAUUGUGGGCCAGUCCGCAGACCUACGACGGGUCAGACUUCAUUGUCAAUCCGACAACACCAGCAGAGAAGUCAAAAACUCAACGCUGUUGAGGCUGUUAGCCUUUCUGAUAGGCUCUGGACGGAUCCAUUCUGGAUCUUUAAACUGCCUUGAGCAGGGACACUCGCAUGAAGACAUCGAUCAAUUUUUUUCUGGUGUCGCUGCGUUGAUUGAAGGCCACAACGAACUUCAUAGCCCGAACAGCUUCAGGGACUGCGUGCAGAGCUAUUUGGACAAACCCCAUGUCCGAAGCGACGAGCCGUUGCGUUUCUGCCGGAUUGUGAACAACAUCCGCGAUUGGAAGAGCUUCCUGAGCAUCCGUUGCUACGGCAACCAUCUCUAUGGUAUUGGGGGGCCAGGUGCCCCCCAUGUGUUUUCCUUGGAGAGAUUCAGCCAAACAGGCUUGGACAGACACCAGAUUGACGACCAGUUUUGGCGCAAGCGCAUUGGCGAUUCGACUGAUGAAUCAGACGUUAUUUUGAGGACAAAGCAAUAUAUGUCAGAUGGCCAGUUUCAGCGCAAAGCGCUGCUAUACCUCCCGGGAACGAUCGCCAGAGAGAUUGCGAAUCAUGGCGGAUGCCCUGAAGGUUGGCGAAAACUGUUUGUGAGGUGA